AGGAGCUGCAGAAGCAUUUGCAGGAGCGCUUUGGCUGGAGGAUCGAGGAUCCGGGCAGAACUGCGCAUGUCACGGUGCACAUGCAGAUGCUCUGGAAUUGCCUCUUAUUGGAGGUAGCGCUGCUCAAGCAGCGGCGCCCGAUCCUGGGCGCUGGCUGGCCUUUUCGGGGUAUGGGGCACGUGGAGGCCUGGGCCAUGGCCAAGAGCCUCGACAUCCAGCCUGGUGAGGUGGUCCUGGACCCCAUGUGCGGUCGCGGCACCUUGCUGACGGAAGUGGCGCUGUGGUGGCCCCACGCGCCUCUCAUCGGGUACGACAUUGACCCGGCCCAGCUGGAGAAAAGCCGUGCGAACUUCCACUUCCUCGGCCGCGACGCGGGCCACGCGGCGCGUCUCACGCUGGAGCUGGCCGACGCCGUUGCGCCGGGCGGGCUCGCCAAAGCGGGGGCGGUGGACAAAGUGCUGCUGGCCCCACCCUGGAACAAGCAGUUCGCGGUCGAUGGGGAUUUGGAGGAGUUCUUCCGCCAGAUGUUCCGCGAGAUCUUCCGGGUCCUCAAGCCGACCGGGCGCUUGGUCCUACUGGGAGCUCGCGGGCAGGUCGAAAAGAAGAUGUUGGCAGCCUUGCAGCUGGAGCAGUCUGGGUCUGAGCAGAUGAUUUGGAAGGUCACUGCACGACAGCGUUUCGCGCUGACGCCCCGUGUGAGUGGGGUGAUCUUGCUGAUCCAGCAGAUCAAGCGCCAGGAUCCCCUCCUGCGUGCUCAGCGGCACCUGCCCUGGGACGUCGUCUCGCCUUUGUCGCCGGUGCAGCGCUGGCGCCUCGCGCGCGCCGCGCACUUCCCGCGGCUGGUGCCGGCCACGGCGGGCGAUGCCGAGACGGUGGAGGCGUCCAGGCCACGACUUCGUCCGCACCCGCUAUCCUUCCGACGCUGGGGCGCGCGGCUGUGGCAGAUAUUCGGAAAAGAGCC
Molecule: messenger RNA, 961 nt
Organism: Durusdinium trenchii
Lineage: Eukaryota; Dinophyceae; Suessiales; Symbiodiniaceae
Source: the annotation of a GenBank genome assembly